AUGACGUAAUUCAUAAAUAAAAUACUUUUAUUUUGUAACAUAAUAAGGAAAGAUAUAAUUAAUUUAAUUAAAAAAGCAAUUUAUAAAAUGGAAAAUACAAUGUAAAAUUAAAGAAAGGUUUAAUAACAAAGUAAAUCAUAAAAAGAAAAAAAGCGAGAUUAGUAGCAAGACAAAAGCACAACAAUUAAAUUUGAAAACCUCUAAGAAUAUAUUAUCAACUCUGGAAAAAGAUAUGAAAAUGAAGAAUUUAAGCAAAAUAUUUAAGAAAAUAUGAUGUUUGGUCAAGAUGACUAGAACCACUUACAGGAAGAAACUUUAAAAUAUUUAAUGUAUGCAAAAAUAUAAGAAGAUAGACAGAAAAAAAAGGAUUGCAAUAAGAAAUAUGUUAUUGAGUAAAAAGUUAUACUUUCUAAAAAAAUUGGAAAAAAGCUAGAAGCCAAUCAAGAAGUAAAAAAACAAUAAAAAUAAUAAAUUACUGAGAAAUAGAGGUUUUUUGAAAAGAGAAAAGAAUAAUUUCAAAAAAAUGAAAGUCUAUUAUCAAAAUUAGAAGAUUCUUUUUAGAAUAAUAAAAGUAACUUUAAUACUCUCUGGGAAAAUUCUGAAAAUAAUUUAAAGGCUCAAGUAGAUAUGAUAUCUGAAAACAUUUUGAAGCCAAUUUAAGUAAACUUGAGUUAAAAAGAAAUUAGUAUUACCUUGUGUAACUAAAAUCAGCUUAUCAUCGGGCGUUCAGGUACUGGUAAAACAACAACAGCAGUUGUAAAGCUAACUUCUAUGCAAAUGGGCUAUGACAAGGCAUAGUAAAGUAAUAAAAAUUCAUAAAAAUCAGAAGAGCUCAGAAUUUGCUUUACAACAAUAUCUAAUUUCCUAACUCUAGAUGUAGAAAAUUUUUUUCUAAGGAUAAUGAACAAAUCUAAGCUCAUAAGCUUCUCAAAACCAAAUACGCUUUCUCAAAUUAAGAAAUGGCCUCAUUUUACAAACUUAAAAGAACUAAUUCUAUAAAUAGAUGGAAAUUUAGCAGUACCAUUUAUAUAGAGAGACGAUAUUGGAAAAAUAAUUUAAGCAUAAAAUAUGGAGAUUAAUUUAGAAAAUCGUUUAAUUGUAAAAUUGAAAGAUGAGAUAGAUAAUAAUUUAUAUUCAGAAAUUGGUGUUAGAUAGUUUGUUGAUGAGUUUUGGUAAUCAAAUAAAAAAAGUUUUGAUUAAGGAAAAGUAGAUCCUUAUGUAGCUUUUUCAUAAAUCAACUCAUAUAUAACUGGAAAUUAGGCAAGCCAUUAAAAUGAGGACAACAUGAUAUCUGAAGAGAAGUACUUAAACUUAGUAGGAAAAAGCAAAACCGAUUUAGAAUAAGAAUAAAAAAUGAUCAUAUAUCAGAUCUGCAAAGAAUAUUAAUAAUGGAAGUAUUCAAAAAAAUAUUUCGAUUUUAAUGAUGUGAUAAAUUACAUUAUCAAAAAUAUUAUUGGAGGUAAUUAUGAUUCAGUAAACGGAUAUUUCCAUUAUUUGUUUGUUGAUGAAGUUCAAGAUCUCAACUGCGCCAGCUUGUAUUUGCUCUGUUUAUUGACUGAAUAAAACGUUUAUCUUGGCGGCGAUACAGCAUAAACUAUUAGUUAAGAAAAUUGUUUUAAAUUUGCAGAUUUAAAGGCCAUAUUUUCUGAGAAUAAUAAGGAUGAUCAUUAUUAAGCAAACUAAGUUUUAACUUCAGAAUUAAAUGAAACUUAAUUAAUACAAAAUUUUAGAUCACAUGGAUAGAUAAUAGAGUUAAACAAUGCGAUUGUGGAGCUUUUGAGGAUAUUUUUCCCUACAUCUUUGGAUAUUCUUAACCCCGAAAUUUCAUUUAAUAAGGGCCCAAAGCCAAUUUUACUAAAUAAAAGAGAGCAUCUAUAUAAUUUUUUAUCAUAAGAUUCUGAUAUAAAUGAAAAUGUUGAUUAUUUUGGUAGACUAUAAGUUUAUAUAGUGAAGAACUAAGAAGAAAAAGCUAGUUUAAAGUAAUUAUUGCAAAAAGAAGGUAAAAAAGGAUAGAUAUUCACUGUGCUUGAAUCGAAGGGAUUAGAAUUUUAGGAUGUAAUAGCUUAUAAACUAUUAUCUUCUUCCUUCUACUUUUGCAAAUGUUGGAAUGUCUUAAAUUUACUGAAAAUAAGUGAAGAAGAAAUACCUAUUGAAGAUUUUAAAUUGAAAUAUCAUUGCUAAAUGUAAGAGGAAUUUGAAGGUUCAACUUUUAGUAGAACUAAAGGAUCUAAUUUUGUCAAGAUGAAAAUUAUUUCUAAAUAAGAAAAUACUGAAGCCUAAAUCAAGAAAAAAUAUGCCUAAGAUUUUAGCAAACUAAUAAAUGAGCUAAAAAAUAUCUAUGUCACAUUUAGUAGAGCAAGAUCCAGAAUAUUUAUAUAUGAAGAAAAUAUUUUUGUUGGAAAGUAAAUCAAAAAUCCUAUAAUUAAAUUCUUAGAAGAUCUAAGCGUUAUAAAAGUAGAAGAAUUAAAUGAACAAUUAAUAGAAAAAAUUAUGAAAGACCAUUUAGAUUACAUAAAAAAACAUGAGCCAAUAAAAAACAAUAAAUAAUAAUUUAUUUCUAUGGCUGAGAUGCUUAUAGAAAGAAAACAAUUCUUAGAUGCUGCUUAUUAUUAUGAUACAGUAGGAGACGAAUUAAAUAAAAGAAUCUGUAUUGGAAAGAAUAAAAUUUUUGAAGUUUAAAAAAAAAUUGAAGACAAAAAGGAUUAAUUUGAAAAGGAAAAAAAACUAAUGCUUCAAGGAUAAGCAGAUAUCAAAAACUCAGUGUUUUAUCAAAGCAUAAAAAAUGAUCUUCUUGAAGCUAUUGAAAAUUUAAAGGGGUUAUAAGAAUUCGAACUAAAAGCUUAAGUUUAUUUUAAACUUGGAAUGUAUAAUGAAGCGCUUUAAAAUUAUAAAGAGUUUAAAAUUUUGUUGUUGGAGUCUUCUAAUUAGAAUUAAGAUCAUAGCAAAAUUAAAGAAGUUGAUGAUAACAUUAAGCACAUUUAUUUCCUAAAGGCAGAUCUUCUAGAAGCUUACAUUAAUAAUUAAAAUGCUUUAGAAUAGAAUUAUAAAGAACUAGAGAAUUUUUUAGAAAAAGAUGGUAUUUAAGAUACUAAAGUUCAACUCUAUUUAUCAUUUAGACUAAAUGAUUACGAAAAGCUAUUUAAUAACUUAAUUAAAUUCAAAGAAAAUAAUCUUAUAGAAAAGGAAGACCUAAUUCACAUAUUGCACUAUUAUUACCCUAAAAUAUUAGAUAUUAAGCUGCUGUAGAUUAUGCAAAUAGAUACAGACGGAAAAUAAAAAAAGGAUAUAUAUAACUCUAAAACAAUUUUAGGAAAAGUAUUAAUUAAAUUAAUUCAGUAAUUAAUUAUUCCUUUUAAAGAAGAGUUUGUUAGAAUAGCUAAAAGCAGAUAAAACAUGGAAUUCUUUUAGGAAUAAUUGAAGCUUUUUAAUUAGUUGUCUUAAACUGAAUAACUCAUAAAUUUAGAUAAAGAUAAGUUUUACAUCAAUGGUGAGAAUCUUAUGUUAUUCUACAUAAUGCUAAUUUAAUUCGAUUGCUUAGAGUAAUAGAAGAAAUUUAAUGACAUAUUGUAGUAAUAAGAACUUUCACAUUAAAUUUUUGUUGAUUAAAUUCUUCAAAAUAAGGAUUAAUAAAAAAUAAUAUAAAAUAAAUUCGAUGAAAUGAAAUAAUUAACCUGGCUUUUAUCUGGAAAAUAAAAAGAAAUUAGUAUAUCUUACUAAUAUUAUUAUGCAUAUCUAGGUUUGUAUGACGAAUUAAAAAAUAGAAAUCUAGUUACCUGCUCCUCAAACUUUCAUUAAUAUUAAAACUUUACGUUCUAACUAAUUUAACUAAGAAGGUAGGAUUAGUAUAAAAAAUUCAAUAACUUAUAUGAUUAAAUUUUCUAUGUUUAGUCAGAAAUUUCUAAAGGAUAGUUGUUUAAGAAGAAAAAUAAAUAACAUACUAUUAAUAUGACUAACUAUAAAAAUGUUAAUAGAGUUUUAUAAAAUCCAGAAUUAAAUAAGAUUCUAAAAAAUAUUUUCAAAGAUAUAUUUGAUUUGAUUAAAAAAAAAAAUAUAAUUUCAAACAAUCCAAUAGAAAAGUUUAUUAAAUGUUAAGAUUUAUUCUUAAGUUUCUUUUUUUGCCUUAAAAAGUUGAAAAAUUCAAAAAUGUAACUAUUAGAAAAUGAUUUUAUCAUAGAAUUCACAAAUCUGAUUAGAUUUUUCUUUAACUUUAAUUAUUUAUUAUUUGAAAGUUCUUUAUUUGGUGAACUUAAUGGCAUAUUUUAGGACGCAUUCUGCUCAUGCUUUGGGUUUAUUAGUCCCUAUUUACCUGGAUAAGUAAUAUCCAAUGAAGAUUUUAAACAUUUAUGGUAGCUCAUAGGAUAUAAUGAUUAUUAUUUAGUAAAUGAAGAUAAUCCUUAUUUAGAUGAAUCAAUAGUUGAAAAAGAUAGACUUAUUUCACCAAUUAUAUCACCAAUAUUCUCUAAAUUAAAAAUUAUAGAAAAAAAAACUGCUGUUAUGCUGUCUAAAAAAUACUUUGGUUAAUAUUGCACUGAAUUCUUGAAAAGAUACUCUGAUUUCUUAAUGAAGUAAACAUAUGAAAAAUAUUAUUAGUAGCUUAAUCCUAAGAACAAAAUCAAAUAUCCAUUCUAAAUACUUUAUUUAAAUGAUUGUUUACAAUAAUUUAUAGAAAAAAUUAAUCAACAAAUUAGUAUUCUUGAAUAAAAUAUUCCAAAAAAACAUGCUAGAGAGCAUGAAAUACAAUCUAUUAAAAACUUAAUAGAUUAAAUUGAAAAAAGUAAUUAAAUAAACCAAAAUGAAUAAAAACUGUUAAACUUAAAAAGAUUAUUUAACAAUAAAAUAGAGAGUUAAUAUAGAGAUAACUAAAAAAAUAAAAUGAUUUUAAAAAAGAUAAGAUUGUUAGAGGAUUCUCAAAUAUAUUAAUGCAAAAAUAAUAUCAUUUAAUAAGGUUUAGUAAUUAACAGCUUUUUAUAUAACAAAAACUUUUAAGUGAAAAGAGAUGAAAUUUAACAAUAUUUAUUAAAUGAGGCAUCAAAUACCCUUGCUUCUAUCUUAAAUAAAAUUGAAAAAUAAGAUAAUUAAAAUGAAAUAGAUUAAUUAUUCGAAAAUUUGAAAAAGUAAAUAGCGGAUUAGAAUUAAAAAUAUAAAGAGUAGUUUGAUAAAUAAUUUUUAAUUGAAAAAAAAGAGAAUAUCAAAGAAAAAUAAGAUGAUAAAGACAUUUAAUCUAAAAAUUUGGAAAAUAAUUUUGAUGAUAAAGAAAUUAAAUUGUAGUAACAAUAAAGUAAAGAAGAAGGAGAGUAUUAAGGUUUAAAUGAAACAUAGGAAGAAAUUUAAAAUGAAUCAGAAAGUAUUCUCAAAUCAUGCGAUGAUAUAUUAUAUGCAAUCACUAUACUUAAUAUGUGUAAUUAGAGAUCAGUUUUAAGAGAUCUUUUCAAGGGUUAUGAAAAUAAUUAGUUAAGCUAAUUUACUUAAAUGUGCUUAUAAUUUUUUCAAUCAAGAAAUGUCUAUGAUAGAAUUAAUAUUGGAUUAUUAUCUAAUUAAUUACUCUUAAUGUUUAAAUAAAAUAUUAAUACCUUAACUUAAAUUAAUAUUUUUAAGAUUGGACUAGCUGAAGUAUAUUUGUUAUUAAAUAUAACUGAAAUUCCAGGUAAAAUAAAUGUUUCUAUCCCCUAUGGAUUCGAAAACUGUUUUAGUUAUCAUAGUUAAACUCAAGAAUAAUUUAAAAAUUAACAAGAAAAACAUGAUAAAAAUAAAAAUAUAAUUUAUAUAAAAGUGAAAACUUAUAGCACUGAUAUUGAUUAUAAAUUGUUAUUAAAAAAUAACGAUUAGUAACCAUUUGAAAAUUCGGAAUAAUAUUCACAGCAUUCUAAUUAAGCUUACAAAGAAGAAAAUUAAUUAAAAAAACAACAUUCAUAUUUCCUUUUUAGCUAGAAAUUCCAUAAAACAUUUUUAUAUCUAGCUGAGCAAGCUGCUAAUCCUUAAACUAAAAAUGAUUAAAAUAAUAAAAAGCCAUAUGACUUAAUUGGCUUCAUUAAUUCAAUUAGAUAUAGUGAAAUAUAAUUCAUUUUGAUUAUCUUUGAAAAUUAUUAAAGUAUCUAAUGUGAGUUGUAAAUAGAAAUAUUAGAAAAAUAAGAGGAAGUAAUAAGCAGUAAUCUAAUAGAUGAAGAAAAUGAAAUAAGAUCACACAUUAUUAGAAUUAGAAAUGAUUUAAACUCAAGCAAUAACGAGGAUUUAACAGAAUAGGAUUACAUAAAUAUAUUUUAUAAACAAGAUUUUGUUAUUUUUAUAAGCCAAGAGCUAAGUUUAAAUAAAUUCAGCUCAAGCGAAAAAUAUAUCUACAUUAUUUAAAAAUUGAAUAAUUUAAUGAUAAAAGAGCAGGAAUUUUAUAGGUAAAUGAUUUUAGCUGAGGAAAAAAUAGACAAAAGUUAAGAAUUUAAGAAUUAUGUAUAGAAACUUUCAAUAGACUACAUUAAUUAAAUGGAAAAAGUAUAUUCUAAUUAUUUGGAUUACAUAACAGAACCAUUUGAAAAAAUAGAAAAAGAAAGAUUGGAUAUACACAAAUUUAUAUAAGAAUAAAUCAAUUCUAUUUAUUGA
Molecule: messenger RNA, 6591 nt
Organism: Tetrahymena thermophila SB210
Lineage: Eukaryota; Ciliophora; Oligohymenophorea; Hymenostomatida; Tetrahymenidae
Exons: 15
Molecular function (GO): ATP binding
Source: RefSeq, a predicted model, not a curated record